AUGAGUCAAAAUAAAAGGAUUUGCAAAUGCCCUAAAAAACUGCAACAUAUUUGCAAACACGCUAAAAUAACAGAAUGUAAAGAUGUAGCUGAAAUCAUUGAGGCCUUAACCUACCAGGCUGAAAGUAAAAAAGUUCAUAAAAUAAAAACUCCACAUUUUAAGACAAAACCUUUUAAGCCACGACACUAUAAGGAUACGUGUGUUCCUAUGGUUCCUUCUAUGCAUACAAGGUUAAGAUACAUUGGCCAUUGCUCUUUAGAGCCACAGAAAGAUAUGAUGUCAAGACAAGCAUAUUCUGGUUAUGAUUUCGAAUCGUCAGAAGAAGAAGAAGGUGGUGGUAUUCUAAAAAAGAGAAAGAGAAAAGAAAAAUAUAAAAAGAAAGUACGAUAUUUCGAUCUUCUACCAGGGGAGGUGUUGCUUCCGCCACCCGUACCAGUGAUAAAACAUUCGCCGUCGGAUAAGUCUAUUUUCAAUGUACCGAGUCCUAAGACCAGUGGCGAAGUAAUCCAAGCCCAAAAAGCAACUGUUGUAUCAGAAGAUUAUAAACCACCUUUGCCACCGAAAUCUGGCUAUGAGCUGUUCAAACCACAUAGCGGAAUAAUAGUAAAUAAAGAAAAGUCCUUCAUCCCCGACGUAGUACAUAUACCGGGUCCAAGAAAAGUUAGCGAUAAAGAGAAGAAAUUACCGUGUCAUAAAGGCGGGGUUUGCUACAGAAAAACAUGCCCUAGAAAGAAAUGUCGAAGGUACGCAGCACUUAGAAAACGUAAAACGAAAGGAAAAUCUAGAUAUUCCGGAGAUGUCCCGUAUACAACAUUGGGAUCUAUGGGCGAAAAGUCAAGAGCUAGAGGCACUCAGAAACACUUAAAAGACGAUGAUUCUGUUUGCGGCCUUGAUGAUAUACCAAGACCGGAACAUGUCCGUAUACCUGUCAAUCUCAAACGCGGGACUCUACAAACUCAUUCUUUAACAGUGUUACCGUGUACAAAGGAACGUAAACCAGAAAUUCAUUAUGGGAUACUUACUGGAUCUUUUAAUAUGUACGAUGCAAAAUUCAGUGGUAGGUCUAAAGGACGACAAGCCCUUACAAUGAGUGUCAUGGCAUAUUGCUUAGCUUUUCAUUAUCAUCCUAAGCAAUGGACGAUGAAAUUAGUUGAUAACUUGAUAGACGCUGGUGACCAAUGGUAUAUACAAUGCUUAGAAAAAGUCCAUGACCAUUCGGCGGUUCAAGGAAUGUGUGAAGUUUUACCGUUUGGCAAGAAACAAACUUUGGUGUUAAACGGUAAACGAAUGCAAGUUCUUCUCGGCGAGCCUGAUAUUGUAGGGUAUACGAUGUCUUUAGAUCCCACAGUUUAUAACCUUUGUAGAGGUCUCAAAGCUUUCUUUAAAGAUAACCGUGCUGGAAUUUUACUAACGAGGGUGCUAAAAGUCGUAAUAUGGAAGGAUAGAAUAUGCUACUAUAUAUUUGAUCCAGCUGGUAGAGAUUCUAGAGCAUAUUCCAAUUUUACUAACGGUUGCGCAGCUCUUAUUAAUGUUAAGGACUUGGACGCAGUGGCAGAAGUUCUAUUAGCAAGAAGCGUAGUAGAAGAUCAAAAAUUUCUUUUGGCUUCAGUUAAAGUAUUAAAAAUGGUUGACGAAAAGUGUGAUGAAGAUUUUGAAUCAGAUAAAGAACUUACACAAACGGAAAAAGCUAUGAUGGGUUAUAGAAUUCUAAAUGAAAAUUGUGCCAUAGUAAAUGCUAACAUGCAUUUGGGCGAUAAAUGUUUCGAAGAUGCUAAAUACCGUCAAGCAUUGACAAUUGCUGUAGUAGCAAUGACUUAUGCGAAAAUUUCUCCUCCCAAUACAUGGUUUUCUAAAACAUUAGAUAAAAUCUUACGAUUAGGCAAUAAAUUGUAUGUCGAUUGUGUUUAUCCAAAAGUAAUGAUUGAUAUAACUAUUGAUAAUAUACCGAAUGAAAUCACUGUUGGUCCAUAUGCAUGUGAAAUAAUCAUAUAUCGAGAACGGGUUAAAGGACAAUUGUUUACUACAAAAGAAUGCCUACUCAAUAUACGGACAGGCUUAGAAGAAAUCUUUAAUCACGAGUAUAACAGUGGUAUUUUAGAGUUCAAUAAUUAUGUUCUAGCAGUUUGGAGACAAAAAGAUAUGUACUAUUUGUUUGACCCAUAUCCGAGAACAAAUGAUGGACUUAGAUCAUUCAAAGGUGGAAAAGCUUGUUGUUUUAUGCUUUUAAACCCAGAAACAGUGGCAGAUGUUUUCACAACGAAUUGGGAUUAUUUACCAGCGACGACACAGUUUUGUAUUCAUGCAUUUAAAGUUUUAAAACUGAAGAAAAAGGAACACAAAGCUCAAAUAAUGUGUACAUUGAGUGACGAACAGUUACCCGGUGUUAAGAAAGUGAAGCGAAAAGUCUUGCCAAUGAGUCAAUCUCGUGGUGAUGGUAAAGAGCUAUUCCAUGACGUCUUCCCCGUUGAAGAUUUUAAACAAAUUUCAGUUAGGCCGCAAGUUGAUGAAGAGCAAAUGGGAGAAAUAAUUUCUUUGGUUGAUAGCAUUCAAGAAGAUUAUCUACCACCAAUACCCUUAAGAUAUAAAAAUUUGCCUCCAGAGCCGAUAGCGGAAAAAAUAGUGAACCUAGACUCGCCGACGGUGUCGGUGACGCAGGUAGUCCCGCCGUGGCCGCGGCCGCGAGACAAGACUAACGAGCCGCCCGAGCCCGACCCGGAGCCCGAGCCCACCCCUCCACCCACUCCACCCCCAGCUCUGCCUCCAGAGGGUGCUGAAGAAGAGGAGGAAGAAGGUGACGAAGACGAUGAAGAAGCAAUUUCUAAGAAAAAGAAAGAAGAGGAAGAAAGAAAGAGAGCUGAAGAAGAAGCUCGGAGGAAGGCCGAAGAACUUCCACCUCCUCUACCACCGCCACCGCCGUCGCCACAACCAGAACCAGAACUACCGUUAGCGCAACCAAUACAAAUUGUUGAAGAUGAAGUCCAAACCAUGCCACCUGUGAAGGUAGACCGUGAAGUUCUACUCACGGAAGACGCCCAAUAUCGAUUUAAAUUGAGACAAAUCCGGAAGAAAAUGACUCCACCUUUAGUAGAGACGGAAUUGGAAGUAACAGCCGAGGACGAACUUUCGAAACCGAGUAACUUUAAAAGUUUACCAGAUAACACGCAAAUAAUAAGAGGAACGUCUGCAAUAGCUGAUGGAAAGACUAUAGAUAUUUUACCUUUUGCUGCUAUCAUGGCAGUUGUUACAUCCUAUAAGUAUUCAGUGAAUACGUGGACGGUAGGCUUAGUAAAUUUCGUGGUGGAAACGGCAAAUAAAUUAUAUCAAAACAAAAAAGAAAAGUUUCAACUCGCCCCUCUUCAUAUUAUACCGAAGAUAGCCAUUGGGCAUCAAGCAUAUCAUGCUACUAUAGACGUGGUUGGAGAAGGCGCGACGUGGCAACUAGAAGAUGUUUUAACUCGAAAAUAUUUACCCAAAUAUGACAGAGGAAUGAUAACCACAGUGGCUUAUAGCUGCGCAUUUUUUAAAAGAAAUAACCUGUAUUACUUAUAUGAUGCCAGUUCUUGUAAUGCUAUGGGCUUAAGAGAAAACAACAAUAAAGGAAAGGCGUGUUUUCUUCGAUUCCAAUCAUUACAUGAUUUAGUAGUUAGAGUGUUAUACAACAAAGAUGGGAAAACUGAAGAUCAACAGUUUAUACUAAGUAGAAUAAUAGUUAGAAGACUCUUAACUGAGCCAAGAUUAAAAUUACCUGAAGAUUAUGAUUUCGCCACUGGUACACCGAAGUCUAAAAAGUCCAGAUAUUCACUUGUAGAAUCUCCUAAAGUGUCGGAUAAGAAAAAGUCAUCCACCGUGACGACGACCGAGGCGAAGAGUGGAACAUUAGUGGGAUAUCAACAAAUUAAUGGAAUUUAUAGAAUUGAAGGUACAACAGCCUUGAGCGACAGAAAAGCUAGUUCUGACGUAAAAUCAUGUCAUUUUGUAUGCUUAAUCGCUAUGUUAAUGGCAACAAUGCACCCUAUCCGGACGUGGGACCAGGUAAUGGUAGACACUUGCGUAGAAAAAGGUUUAGAAAUUAACGAAAAGGCUACAAAUUUGAGUAUUUGUGAGAAAAGAGUAAUAAAAAAUUUGAUAUUAGACGGUAAAUUCGUUAAUGUUAAUAUUAAAAAGAUAAUUGUUGUUAAUGAAAACCCGGAAAAACGAUUAGAACAAUAUUUGAAAGCGGUGCUCAAUAGGCUCAGAUAUGUCAUAAUAAGAUUUCCUACUUGUAGUAUGGUAAUUUGUCAGACCGAGGGAUAUUACCACUUGUUUGAUCCAUACCCGCCACCCGUUGAAAAAGCAGAACCAGGAUUGAUGAAAGAGGAUAAAAAGAAAAGUGAAGGUAUCGUGUCAUCUGCCACCCCUCAAAAAUUAAAUGCAGUCGCUGGCUGGACACUAUACGGCUCCAUUGAUUCACUAAUACACAGAAUAAACAAAGUAGUUGCAGUUACGAACUCUCCAGAAUUUUAUACAUUUGAGUUAACUUCUAUUAAAAAUGCUCCACGCCGUUCGGCGCUCAACUACAGGCUUAGUCCUCUUUUCAAGCCGGACGUCAAUCCGAACUUGCAAUACUUAAAACGAAGAAGGAUUCGUCCGAUUGUGGACGAAAAGAUUUACUGGCUAAAUAUUGAGUCUGUACCUUGGUCUCGUAUGAAUACAGUAAACGAUCUAGGUUUGGAAAGAAAAACUCCUAAAACUAUGUGGAAGGAUUGGGAUAUUGAAUUUCCCGGAGAUCUUUAUUCCCUUUGGGGAACUAUACAUCCUCUGGAUGCGAAAUUUGAAGAGGCUCAUCGUGGGAAACAAUAUUUAGCUACAUGUGUUAUCGCCCUUGUAAUGACAAAGGCGUGUAACUUGAGUGCCUGGACUAGUAGUCUCUUAGAUGGUAUAGUUGAAUCAGGCAAUAAUUAUCACAAAAAAUGUCAUGAUAAAAUUGCUGGCAAUAAAAACCACGAAAUCAGUCUUGAUGACUUAGAGACAAAAUAUGAUGAAAUGUAUCCUUAUUCGUUCACAGUAAAUUUCGAUAAGGUUAUAUUCGGAUUCUUAUAUAAUAUUUACCCUGACAGAUUUAAUCUUAGCAAGGCUUUAGUUUACUUUUUCGAAAAUAAUUCUUUAGGAAUAUUAAUGAGUCCCGCAAAAAAUUUAGCAUUUGGUAAAUUGGAUAAUUCGUAUUUUAUGUUUGAUUGUCAGACUUAUGGAUUACCAAUAUUUAGCCCUGGUCAAGGUGCCUCUUACAUAUUAAAAUGCGAAAGUCUCAAUAGAUUAAUAUACUGCAUAACAGUAACAUUGAAUAUUAGGCGACAUGGACAACAAUUUCAUUUGUCUAGUGUAAAUGUGAACCUGUCUGAAAAAAGUAAAUAAAAUUAUUAAAACAA
Messenger RNA from Melitaea cinxia (Glanville fritillary), 5405 nucleotides. RefSeq lists its product as uncharacterized. The record is from RefSeq and is a predicted model, not a curated record. NCBI's taxonomy places the organism in Eukaryota, Metazoa, Arthropoda, Insecta, Lepidoptera, Nymphalidae. The transcript is spliced from 23 exons. The coding region runs from base 1 to 5391 and encodes 1796 amino acids.